This is a messenger RNA of Paramecium tetraurelia, 1197 nucleotides long. RefSeq lists its product as uncharacterized. The transcript is spliced from 3 exons. NCBI's taxonomy places the organism in Eukaryota, Ciliophora, Oligohymenophorea, Peniculida, Parameciidae. The record is from RefSeq and is a predicted model, not a curated record.
AUGAAAAUCUUGGUGCUUUGCUUAAUAGCCUUAGCUAUUGCAGAUAAGUUCGAUCAAUUCAGAGCAUUUGAUUAAGAUGAAUUUGGCAGAACAUUGAUAGAUACUCUCUAAAUGCAAAUGAGUACAGGUGAACCUAUUGCUCGUUUCAUUGAAAUUAUGAGAAACCUAGAAACCUCAAUUGAGAACGAACAAAAGGAAGAUGAUAAAGCCAACAAUGAAUAUUAGAAUCAAUGCACUGAAGACAUUAAAGUAUUACAAUAAGAGAGUGCAAACUUGGAAAGAAGAACAGUCGAAAUCCAAUCAAUUUUGGAUGAAUUAGAGCCAUUAAGAUCAUACAAAUAAGGUUAAGCUGAUGCCAAGAAUGCAUGGAAGGUUGAAACGGAGAAGAAAUUAGCUGAUUUAGUAAAGAAGAGAGAAACAGAGAAGGCUGAGUUUGAUAAAAAGGUAGAAGAACACGAUUAUGCAACAUUCGUUAUUGAAACAGUUAGAAGAAUGUUUUCAGAUAAAAAUUAGAGUUUCUUAUAAAUGAACAACGAAGCAUAAUGGUAAAAAGUUAGAGAUUACUUCAUUAAUGCUUCUGAAUAAGCAAAGAAAUUUGAAAUCAAAAAGAGUUAUUCCAAGAUGUUCAAUGUUUUUGCUGAAAUUGCCAAUGCUGCUUAAGCUGAAGACUUUUAGAAUUCCCCAACUGUUAAUAGAAUUGUUAAUUUAUGUGAUUUGAUGCUUAAACAAAUUGAAGACAGCAAGGCUUUGGAAACUAAGGCAGAAUAAAAGAGAUUGAAUAUGUUUGUAUUGGAGAAAGGAAACUUUGAUAAAGAUUUGACAAGUUUGAACAAUGCUCUUGCCUAAUUGACUGCUGCCAUCUUAGGUUUGGAUAACAGAAUCUAAGAUCAAAAAAGAGACUUAAGUGACUACAAUGCUAGAUUGGAUGCCAAAAACAAAUAGAGUGAAGAUAGAGGAGGUGAAUGCAGAGAAAAGGCUUACAAUUACUAAUUAACCAGAGAGAAGAGAGAAUAGAAAAGACAAUUGGUAUCUCAAAUCAUUGGUGCCUUCUCAGCUAACUAAAGAGAUUUCGCAGAGUACGUUAAACUUAGAGGAUAGGCUGGAGAUUUCAGAGGAAAGAACUUUUAGGUCUUGGGCAACCCCACGGAAGAUUGAAUAUGAAUAAUAUCAUAUUAAAUUAUUAGUAACUAUGUUCUA